This is a messenger RNA of Myzus persicae (green peach aphid), 611 nucleotides long. RefSeq lists its product as uncharacterized. NCBI's taxonomy places the organism in Eukaryota, Metazoa, Arthropoda, Insecta, Hemiptera, Aphididae. The transcript has 4 exons. The record is from RefSeq and is a predicted model, not a curated record. Bases 1 to 573 code for a protein of 190 amino acids.
AUGGAUUUCGGGAAGUUAGAAAAGGGUAAAUGGGCCCCGAGAAUGGCUUUGCCCAGGAGCCCCAACAUGUACAAUCCUAUGCUGACAUACACUGUACGUUUUAAAAGACUGGAAGUGCAACCUAACAUUACUGUUAAUUAUUAUACGAUCAAUCGAUACAAAGAAGGAGAAUUUAUAAAUGGCCAAAUUACAGUCAAUUCAAAAGAACUAAUAAACAAAGCUGUUGCAGUAUUUCAUCGUUGUGACCCUGAUGGUAUAAAUUGCGAAUACUUCCAAAUGUGGACAUUAACAGGCCUUUGCAAUAAACUAAAGGAUAAGAAUCAAGUUUGGUCCCGAUGGUACGGUUCGUUUGAUCCACCGAUGGUUUGCCCAUUAAAUAAAGUGACUUAUCAACUGAGAAAUGCAACUUUUGAUCUUGGUGUAGCUCUACUGUUGUAUCCUCAAGUAACUGAUUACCAAUGGAGAGUAGUUCAAAAGUUCUACACAGAUGAUAUAUUUAUCGGUAGUUACACGAUGGAAUUUUAUUUUUUUGGCUACAGAAAAAAAACCAAGUCUGUUCUAAAACUACAAUGACGUGUUAUUUAUUAAGUUGAACCACAGCAUUAAAUAUA